AACGCGUGCUGCGACUCCUCCCCACACGGGCGUCGCUCAGGUGAAGACACUUGCAGCAGUCCUCGGCCGCCGCUCCUGUGACCACCACCAGCGCCACACCCGCUCCGCGCCCUGCCACGCACCGCCUGGCCGCUCCUCGCCAUUCUCCUCACAACGACCACCAACAGGAAUAUCCUAAUGAACAACUUCAGCGUGGUGUUCGCUUCCCUGGUGGCCGCCUUCGUCCUCCUGUCCUCAGUCCAUGCUACUCCAAUCAACAGGGAGCCAUCGCGUGCUGUAGUGGAGAUAGACGACCCAGACUAUGUGCUGGAGUUGUUGACAAGAUUCAGCAACUCCAUCAUCAGAGCCAAGGAACUAGAAAAAUUCGUGCGCUCCUCCAGCGGCACCAAGCGUGGCCUGGAUCUGGGUCUUGGACGGGGCUUCAGCGGGUCCCAGGCCGCCAAGCACCUCAUGGGCCUCGCCGCCGCCAACUACGCGGGCGGCCCCGGCAGGAGGAAGAGGGAGUCCCAGGCUGCACCCCUUUCCCUGCACCACGAUGACCACCCGGCCGCCCAGGAACACGCUGCCAUCGCCGCCGCCGCCGCCGCCACUGCCGGCCUGCAGCAACAUUCCUCUCGAUAAGCGGCUCCCCUCCAUCAUGGCUGCCGCUGCCCCCCCACCCCUUCGACCCCCAGCACAAGUCCUUUGUUCCUCACGGCCCUCCCCCACCCCUGCCCCUCCAGCUCCAGGACAGUUCGUCAACUUCUCUGCUCUAGGCUCUCGGCUGCUCCUCCGCGCCCCUCGGCGGGCGUGGAGCGGGCUCCGGGGCGGUGUCCUGCACUCCACGCUGUAUCUGUAGUCGCAUUCCAUAUAUGAUGUGCGUAGUAGACUUCGCCUCGCCCGGAAGGACGUCCUCGACGCCUCCUGCAGCCCGGUGAGCCUCCGCCGCACCUCGGCGGGAGCUUCCCUCACGGCCGGCCCUUGGGUCUGGCGCAGAGGAGCCGCGGGAGACGCUGACCGCCUAGUCUGGGGCUCCGCGCGCCCCGCCGUGGCUGGAGACUAGCGUGAUGGCGUCCCGCCGCUCAUGGGCCCCGCCACCCCGCUCCCCCUCCCUGGGAUCGACGCCCCUGGACCACACACACUGCCGCCCAUGACGGCACUGCUGCCACUUGGUCCUUGGCGACCCUCCCUCUCUCUUGCGGCGCCUCUGGGCCUGGAACCCUUCGGUGGGCCGCGCGGCGCCCUGCCGUGGCCACAGGGCGUGGCAGGCGAGGCUCCGCCGCCGGCGAGGACAGGUCCUGGGCGGCACCGAGUCCUUCACAGCACGGGACGCUCCCGUCACCUGCAUCAUUCCACUCUCGGCCCGGGUCUUCUGUCUGCGUUGUGUUAGGGACGGGGCGGGGCGGGACAGACGAGGAGGGGCGGGGCUGGGUGGGGCUGGGCGUGACGGGCGGGGACCAGUGACCAAGCUACCCCGCCCCGCCCCGCCCUUCCCCGCCCUGUCCUGCGGGCUGGAACUUGUCUCACUAAGUUAAGACAGAGAAAUAAAUAUACGUGAGUGUAUAAGGAGCCAUUUCGUUCACGUUCAUGUAGAUAACAAAUAAAGCGUGUCGGUCCC
Portunus trituberculatus (swimming crab) is the source of this 1597-nucleotide messenger RNA. It is a transcript of the gene Dh31, whose product is annotated as diuretic hormone class 2-like. Gene Ontology annotation, biological process: body fluid secretion. Gene Ontology annotation, molecular function: G protein-coupled receptor binding; diuretic hormone activity. NCBI's taxonomy places the organism in Eukaryota, Metazoa, Arthropoda, Malacostraca, Decapoda, Portunidae. The record is from RefSeq and is a predicted model, not a curated record. The transcript is spliced from 4 exons. The coding region runs from base 178 to 621 and encodes 147 amino acids.